Messenger RNA from Macaca mulatta (Rhesus monkey), 4374 nucleotides. The record is from RefSeq and is a predicted model, not a curated record. Lineage: Eukaryota; Metazoa; Chordata; Mammalia; Primates; Cercopithecidae.
ACAUAGGGACCCAGUAGAGAGUGAAAAGAGCCAAGGACAGAGUUCUGAGGAGGAAAGUGAUUUAAAUGGCUCUGGAAAAGUAGUAUAUAAGAGAUGUAGGGGAAUAAUGUUUUCUAAAAGAAAGCUACAUUAUACUGAAGUGCAUUUAUCAUAGUGGUACUUUUAAGGUGCCUUUGUUUUAGUGCAUAUCUGUAUAUUUGCUAAGUUUGAAAAAGCUGUAUUUCUUUCUGACAUUUAUUUGAUGACUGUUGAUGAGAGUUCAAGAGAUUCUAUCAUUGGGCACUUUCCUUAAUUGAUGUAUGAGGGAUUAUAUUGUGCCCUGGCUGCAUUAAAUCUGCUGACAUUCUCAUUUAAUCUUCAUGACAGCCCUUUGAGAUAGAUACUGUUAUUGAACCCAGGACUUAAUUUUCUCAAGGUCACAUGGCUUGUGAGUAACAAAGCUGUGGCACAAACCUAAGCCUGUCUGACAGCAAAACCUACGUUCUCUACCAAUAUACUAUGUUUACCAAGAUAAUCAGUGACUCAUACUGUGAUGUUACUUUACCAUAUUAGCACAAUGGAAUGUGACGUUAGUCCACUGAUACGGACUAGGUUUGGGGAUAUAUAAGCUCUAAUCCCAGCUCUGUGAUUUUGGAUGACCAUGGAUGAAAAAUAUGUAAACAGCAUUUGGGACCUUCUGAAAAAUGCAAUUCAAGAAAUCCAGCGUAAGAAUAACAGUGGUCUUAGUUUUGAGGAGCUCUAUAGAAAUGCAUAUACAAUGGUUUUGCAUAAACAUGGAGAAAAGCUCUACACUGGACUAAGAGAAGUUGUUACCGAACAUCUCAUAAAUAAGGUGCGAGAAGAUGUACUAAAUUCAUUGAAUAACAACUUUCUUCAAACGCUAAAUCAAGCUUGGAAUGAUCAUCAAACAGCUAUGGUGAUGAUUAGAGACAUACUAAUGUACAUGGACCGUGUAUAUGUACAACAAAAUAAUGUGGAGAAUGUCUACAAUUUGGGAUUAAUUAUUUUUCGAGAUCAAGUUGUACGUUAUGGGUGUAUUAGGGAUCAUCUACGGCAAACUCUGUUGGAUAUGAUUGCAAGAGAGCGGAAAGGAGAAGUUGUAGACAGAGGCGCAAUAAGAAAUGCUUGCCAGAUGUUAAUGAUUUUAGGUCUCGAAGGAAGAUCAGUCUAUGAAGAAGAUUUUGAGGCUCCUUUUUUGGAAAUGUCUGCAGAAUUUUUUCAGAUGGAAAGCCAGAAAUUUUUAGCAGAAAAUAGUGCUUCAGUAUAUAUAAAGAAAGUAGAAGCUAGAAUUAAUGAAGAGAUAGAACGAGUGAUGCACUGCCUUGACAAAUCAACGGAAGAACCAAUUGUGAAGGUAGUUGAGAGGGAACUCAUUUCCAAGCACAUGAAGACUAUAGUAGAAAUGGAGAAUUCUGGGCUAGUACAUAUGUUGAAAAAUGGAAAGACAGAAGAUCUUGGUUGCAUGUACAAGUUAUUUAGUCGUGUGCCAAAUGGUUUGAAAACAAUGUGUGAGUGUAUGAGUUCCUAUUUGAGGGAGCAAGGUAAAGCUCUUGUUUCUGAAGAAGGAGAAGGAAAGAAUCCCGUUGACUAUAUCCAGGGUUUAUUGGAUCUGAAGAGUAGGUUCGAUCGCUUCCUCCUGGAAUCAUUCAACAAUGACCGGCUCUUUAAACAAACUAUUGCGGGUGACUUUGAGUAUUUUCUCAACCUCAACUCCAGGUCUCCUGAAUACCUCUCAUUAUUUAUUGAUGAUAAGCUGAAAAAGGGAGUCAAAGGGCUAACAGAGCAGGAAGUAGAAACAAUAUUGGAUAAAGCAAUGGUCCUUUUUAGGUUUAUGCAAGAAAAAGAUGUAUUUGAACGUUAUUAUAAACAACACUUGGCAAGGAGACUUCUCACAAAUAAAAGUGUUUCUGAUGACUCUGAAAAAAACAUGAUAUCUAAGUUAAAGACUGAAUGUGGAUGUCAGUUCACGUCAAAACUGGAAGGAAUGUUUAGGGAUAUGAGCAUCUCAAACACAACGAUGGAUGAAUUCAGGCAACAUCUACAGGCAACUGGUGUAUCUUUAGGUGGUGUUGAUCUUACAGUCCGGGUGCUCACGACAGGAUAUUGGCCCACUCAGUCAGCCACACCAAAGUGCAACAUCCCACCAGCACCAAGACACGCUUUUGAGAUAUUCAGAAGGUUCUACUUAGCCAAACACAGUGGUCGACAGCUCACGCUCCAGCAUCAUAUGGGUUCUGCAGAUCUCAAUGCCACAUUUUAUGGACCAGUUAAAAAGGAAGAUGGAUCUGAAGUUGGUGUUGGAGGUGCACAAGUAACUGGCUCUAAUACACGGAAGCACAUAUUGCAAGUUUCCACUUUCCAGAUGACCAUAUUAAUGCUCUUUAAUAAUAGAGAAAAAUACACAUUUGAGGAAAUUCAGCAAGAGACAGAUAUCCCUGAAAGAGAGCUUGUUAGAGCCCUACAGUCCCUCGCCUGUGGUAAACCAACACAGCGGGUUCUAACAAAAGAACCCAAAUCAAAGGAAAUAGAAAAUGGUCAUAUAUUUACAGUUAAUGAUCAGUUCACAUCCAAACUACACAGAGUCAAGAUUCAAACAGUUGCUGCCAAACAAGGUGAAUCAGACCCAGAGAGGAAAGAAACAAGGCAGAAAGUAGACGACGACAGAAAACAUGAGAUAGAAGCUGCUAUAGUGCGGAUAAUGAAAUCUAGAAAGAAGAUGCAGCACAAUGUUCUAGUAGCAGAGGUAACUCAGCAGUUGAAGGCUCGAUUCUUACCAAGUCCAGUUGUUAUUAAGAAACGUAUUGAAGGACUUAUUGAGAGAGAAUAUUUGGCACGAACACCUGAGGAUCGCAAAGUAUACACAUAUGUAGCAUAAAAUGCGUUCAGAAAUUUGAUUUAUUCUUGGACUGUACUCUUCGCAUGGACUGGGAAGUUCUUUUAAAUCAUUAAAUAUUAAGACGACCAUCUCUUCUAUUAAAUUACAGUACAUGUUCUAGACCAUUGAGAUCAAGCCUUUACUCCCUUUGAGAGUUUUCAACAACAGUUGAUUGAGCUUCAGGCUUUACAACGUUUAUCCCUGUAGAGAUCAUCUUUACAGUUCCUCGGGAAAAUGUGAAUGUGCUGCGUUUUGUUUUCUUUACUGUAUGAAAACAGGAAAAUAAAACAAAAAUUUAGAAAAUACAGCUCAUUAAAAUAAAAUUGUUGGAUUUCAUUUCCCCAGGUCUUCAGUGUUGAUGUAAAUGUGUUUUUGUAGUGUUGCUUAGCACUUUGCGCAUUGUGUAAGUUGGGUAACAAAAAUGGCAAAAGAAAUGCAGAAUUCCCAGUUAUCUUGCUCUGAAGACAUUUCUUUAGCUAGUCUUACUUAAUUUAAAGGUUUGAUAAAUAUACAAAGACCCAAGCAUACAAUUUGAGCAUGCUGUAUUCUACCACUUGCACUUACGAAUCUUCUAGCCUUAUGACCAGGAACCUUUGUUUUGGGCUCAAGUACACAUCCUGAUUUGGUUUUUCCCUAUUGUAAUUUGAGAUUCCCCAGAUUAAGUCUUACAAUGAUUAGGUUUUGUUCUGAGUUAUUUCUAGAGAAAGAAAAUAUUUUAGUAUGUAUAAAUUGUACAAUAAUUUUUUUGCUGUUGUACUCACUGCUAAUAGUGGAUUGUAUAGGGUGGUGUUUUUAUUUCAUUUAUUGUAGACAAAAAUAAAUGAAUUUAGUAUACACAAACCCACUAAUUCAAGUAUGUCAGAGCACAAAGUUGGCAGCUGGUUAUAUUUAAUUCAGCCCCUCUGAAAAGCACAUACAGUCUAUACUUUGUUUAUAAAUAUCUUAGAUCCUCCCUGCCCCUAAAUAUAUAUUUUGGUGAAGCUGUGGUGCACUAUUAAUUUUCUGUUUCAAAAUGCAAUCUAAAGAUGCAAUAAAUAUGAUGACCUUGAUAGUUUUAAUGAAAUCUUCAAUUCUUGCAGCUAACUGUGUUUUGGAAAGUGAUUAAGCAAUAUUUCUCAAACCUGAUGAUUCUUGGAUAUUUAGCUAUUGUCCUCCAAAGAGUCAUCGUUUCACGUUUUCAAAGAUGUGCUUUGUGCUGAAGAUUCUUGUCAGAUAUCCUGUGCUUCCAGAGUAUUUUUAUCUUCAAUUUUAUUUAAUUUUCAUUUUGUUUUCAUAAGACAAUGUUUCAGAUAUGUAAUGGGGCAAACCACUAUAGAUUUCUGUUGGAUAGAAAAAUGAAAUGUUACUAAUAAGUUUAAAUUGACCCUUCGUUGACUAUCAGUACUGUUGAUACAUUUAUUAGAAUGUAUGUCUCAGAAGAUGGUUUCUGUUUAAAUUUAUGGUCAAGUUAAAACAACUGAAUUCUAAUACGGAUUAAAAACUCCACAUAAAUAUUUUUC